UUUAACUACACAAACGUUCUGCUCAUGAUGUUCGUUUUUCUAAUGACGUCAUAACAGCAGGCUGUCAUACUGCGCCACCAAAAAGCUACAGUAACAGUACGAAGUUGUUAGUACCAACGUGAGAACGGAGUGCUGACAACGCUGUUGUAGAAAGACUGUCGAAGACUCGUAGGACUUUGACAUAACAAUGGUACAUGACGCUAAUCGGGAGAGUGGUUCGCGUUAGCAGCAUCGUAAGGUGCGGCUUCGCUAACAAAGCGGAGAAUGAUUCGCUUCAGUAUUAUAUUUCUGUUGCUGUGCAUGUGUAUGAUUUUGUCAGUGGAAUGUCAAGCCUGGAAUUCGAAACUAAACAGACAGGGAUUCAGAGGUUACUAUGGUGAUCGAGGAUUUGAAGAGACAACACAGACACCAAAAAGAAAUAACAACCAUAAUAAUAAUAAUAAUGUUGCUGCAAAACCAAAAAUGAGAGCAGGUGUUGGACUUGGUGCAUGGGGCAUUAUUGCUAUUGUGCUGGCAAUAAUAUUUGCUGCAGUGGGACUGUACUACGUCAUCCUCUUUUACCCAAUUUUGUGCAAGGAAGAAAGGAAAUACAAUGUCAUAGAAUUAGAUGCUGUCUGAUUGCAUUCCUACAAGAGGACAUUACAUUUUAUUUCAUUGGACCAACCUCCUUUUUUAUAAGCAUGAUUAGUCAAGUUGUGUUUUUUUACAAAUGAAUGAUUACGAAGGUAAUUGUUUUUUAGCAUGUAAGUACAGAAGUCGAACAUCCUUUUUCGUGGAUGAUAGACUUUGUCUUAUACCUGAUGUAGUGCUAAUAGAUUUUGAUAGGUGGUUGAUCAAAUCAAGCCUUGAAAAUUGAAACUGAAAGAAUUAGCAAUUCAAGAAGAGAGAACUAUUUUUACCAUAUUAAGAGCUAUUGUUUGUUGACAACAAUAGCUCAAUCUCCGUCUAACAUUUUGUGUUGUGAUUGUAGUCUUCUUAAAAUUUGGCAUACAAAAUGUACCAUAGUCCUACAAGUAAGCUGCUACAAUGCUUUGUUUGUAGGUGAGGAAGACUAUAGUGACUGAUAAUUUUCAUUUUUGAAACAAUAUUGUACCCAGUCUGCAAUUUGCACAAUGUAGCUUUUUUCUGUAUGUGCAAGAUAAACUGUGUGACGUAAAAAAAAGUACAAUGGAGAUUGUUUCCACAUAAGUUAUUUUGUACCAAAGCCGUGAGAUUCCAAGACAGAGAUUGAUAAAUACUUAAAAUUUUUUAGUCUUUUGGCAGUUACAGGAGAUGGGGUAUCUGAUAAAUAAAUAUUGGUAGCUGUUUUCUUUUUUGUGUACUGAAUGUUUGUACACACUAUUAUUAGCAUUGCAGAUACCUUCACUCCUUGCUGAAUUUCUUGAAGUUAUUUAUUUUUCUAAUAUUUUAUACAAUUCAUGUACUUAAUUAUUUUGUAUUAUCUACAGUUUUAUAAUGUUCAAAAGAGCAUCACAAUAACUGAAGGAGCAGAGUUUUUAUAAUGUUUUUCAUUAUAAACUUACAGAAAUUUUUCUACUCCUUUUAGUAUAUAAUCAUCCUAGCCAGAGCCCCAAGUAACUGGUAAAUGUGUACUGAUACUUAUAGGUUUUUGAUGACAUUUACUUGUAGUUGUUCUAGGAAAGAUCUGUACUUGAAAUUUUUAAGUCAUGUUUUCUAGAUAUGUAGGAUAACCUUUGUGCAGAAUGUACUUUUUGUUCUGCAGUUGGAAAGGGGAUAUUGUAUGUAUCAGAACUUUUAUGGCAGACUGCUAAUAUGUAAAAAAAAAAAAAAAAAAGUCCUCCAUCAGUCAAUUUUUUGUCCUCUCAUUGUUUGUUUCUCCUUGUGGAUUGAAGCUAUAUUUUUCAUCUUUUUCAUUUGCAUGGUUUGUCUGGAUUCUAAUUUUAUGAGUUGCUGAAGUUUAGGUAGGUAUUUUAUGUAAGUUAACACUAGUUCGGAGAACUCCGAAUAGUUUCCUAAAAAGUGGUUAGUAGUUUCAGUUCAAUUUAGUGAUGCACAGCUACAACUGUGUUACAGUUUAUUUUUUUAAACAGCUGGAUGUGAUCUCUGUUAAAGCCAAAAAUAAUUUUGAAACCAUUCAUUUUGCUGUACAUUGAAGGGGUUAAAAUGAUUAUGGUAUGUUGUAGUAGUAUUGAAAUAUAUUUAUACAUUAGCCACUAAACUAAAGUUGAAAAUUGAUAGGUCCUUUAUGUAAAUUAUGAGGCAACAAACACAGCAAUGCACUUUCAGCCAAAGUAAUACCCUGUUGGAUAUUUUUUUCCCAGGGUACACACAAUAUUUCAGAGUAUGAAAAACAGCCACUGAGAGAUAGAUGUAUAGUCAUAGUAUUUAAAUAGAUAGAUGAAGAUUUAUCUCUGCUCAGAACUAAGGUUGAAGUGAAGGCACUGUAAGACUAAGAAGUUGUACACAGCACAUACAACAGGCAUUGUGAACCAUGGAAAACUGUAAACAGUAAAAGAUACACAAUGGAGUAAUUAUUGGGUGAAAAUUAAGAAGAGAAGAGAGGAUAAUGAUGUUUGCCACGCAAGUUGAAGUAAAAGACAGUUGGAAAUUUUGUUGUUGCCUCUUGCAGCCAUAGUUCAUUCUUGUGUGUCGUAAAAUUAAGAAAAUGACUAUACAUUUGCCCAAUACACUUUAUUGCCACUAAAGACACUAACCUCUGUUUCACCACUAAAUGUAUCUUAACACUUACCCCACCAACAGAUACUCCUCAGCCCUGGAAGAUGUUUUAAUCUGUCCAAUACUAAUGUCAUUGUCUUUUGACAUGCCCUUUUGUAAGUAACAUCUUUUCUUCCCUGCUGUGGAUCAUUUAUAAUGUAGUAUUUCUUUCUUCCAAGUCCUACAUUAUAUGGAGAUGUUUGUUUCUAGAACUGUUAUAUCUGCUU
Schistocerca nitens (vagrant locust) is the source of this 2903-nucleotide messenger RNA. RefSeq lists its product as uncharacterized. NCBI's taxonomy places the organism in Eukaryota, Metazoa, Arthropoda, Insecta, Orthoptera, Acrididae. The coding region runs from base 265 to 618 and encodes 117 amino acids. The record is from RefSeq and is a predicted model, not a curated record. The transcript is spliced from 4 exons.